Rhodofomes roseus is the source of this 1186-nucleotide messenger RNA. RefSeq names its product Shr3 amino acid permease chaperone. NCBI's taxonomy places the organism in Eukaryota, Fungi, Basidiomycota, Agaricomycetes, Polyporales, Fomitopsidaceae. The transcript is spliced from 4 exons. Gene Ontology annotation, cellular component: endoplasmic reticulum membrane. Gene Ontology annotation, biological process: endoplasmic reticulum to Golgi vesicle-mediated transport. The record is from RefSeq and is a predicted model, not a curated record. Bases 298 to 948 code for a protein of 216 amino acids.
CGCCCAUUCUGCCGAUCGCACACCAGGUGGACCGUGCACCGAGGACAACGCUCGCGAUGCUCGCAACCAUGCUGCUUCGUGGACAUGCCUACUUUAGAGCCGUACAGAUCAGCCAUGUAUGCACAUAUUAAAAUCCAUCCUCACUGCACCACAAAAAUAUGAAGAUGCCGAGUGCUUACGUCUACGGUGACAGGACGUUAUCACAAGCAUCGCGCGACCACUGGGACAUUCUUCGCUUCAGCGCUGCAGCCCCUGCGCUCAGCACCUCUCCCUCCGCCACGUCCCCCGCCCGCAGCUAUGGCCGGCCUACGCAUGAGCGUCGUCAUCUGCGCGACCGCCUUUCUCCUCGGCCUUCUCUUCACCCAUUGGACCGCCGACUCGCUCACGCUCUGGAAGUCGCCCGACACGCAGACGGAUGCACGUCUCUGGGCAGCAGCUGCGUACUAUGCCGUGCUGGCACGCAUGCCAGCGUGGCUCGCCUACAUAUACGCUGGUGUAGCGGCUGUUGGCUCACUCACAAUUUUAUGGAGCCUGCGUGACGGACGCGCCGGGAAUUUGAUGUUUGACGGGGGCAGCAUAUUCCUCUACGGUGCGGCAAUAUACGUCUAUAUAAACGACGUACUCCCAAAUAUCUCCACGAAUUUCACGUUCCUCGUCUUUCCCUCCCAAACUCCGUCCAUCUCCGGGAGCACAUCACAACAUUCCCCAUCAGCGAGCCUACCCCCGUUCCCCGCUUAUCUCCACGAGCCCACAUUCCAGCUCGCGUCAUCGCAUCUCGUCUGCAGCGUCAUGCUCACGGGCGUGAUCCUCCUUCAGGCGGGGAGGUGGUGGGCAGAGCAGGCUGACGAGGAUGGCGACGACGACGACGCUAUGGUUGAGGACGGCGAGGAGCCCACGACGACGCGAGAAGGCACACCGACACCGCCGGAGUCGAAGAAGACGCGGUGACUCGGGGCACCAUAGAGAUGAUGGGACCUCAGGCCAUGCUAUGUUUUGGGACAAAAUUAGGUGAUGCCGCCCAAUGGCUUGCCUGCACGGUUAUGCAUAGGGACGUCCCUUUGCAAGCGCCAUGGAACGCUCGUGCGUACAUACGAAGAGACGUGUAAUCUUACCGCAGGAUCCGUCCCGAAGGUCGCGCACUGCCCACACUCUAUCUGAUGACUGCAAUGCACUUUUGAUUUACUUA